Thalassophryne amazonica is the source of this 2319-nucleotide messenger RNA. RefSeq names its product cyclic nucleotide gated channel subunit alpha 1a (gene cnga1a). Gene Ontology annotation, cellular component: intracellular cyclic nucleotide activated cation channel complex; plasma membrane. Lineage: Eukaryota; Metazoa; Chordata; Actinopteri; Batrachoidiformes; Batrachoididae. Gene Ontology annotation, biological process: monoatomic cation transmembrane transport; potassium ion transport. The record is from RefSeq and is a predicted model, not a curated record. Gene Ontology annotation, molecular function: intracellularly cGMP-activated cation channel activity; protein-containing complex binding; cGMP binding. The transcript is spliced from 8 exons.
UACUUUUGGGGUAAUUGUAAGGAUCUGCUUUUAUUUUCCACAGAUAUUUUUUGCUGCCAUGACCACUUCAAGCACUUUUCCCCACUUCUGGGUGCCACCUGACAUCACACCACAAACUGAGGACGACUUAAGUCCAACACAAUCAAACCCUUAUAGUCUGUUCAAUGUGAAUAACAGCAACAACAAUGAAGAAGAGGAGAAAAAGAAAAAAAAGAAAGAGAAAAAAGAAAAGAAGGAAAAGAAAGUUGUUCAUUAAUGUGUUGAACAUUACAGAAAAAAGGAGAAGGAAAAGAAAGAAAAGGAAGAAAGGGAAGCAAAGGAAAGGGAAGAGAAAGAGAAGAAGGAGAAGGAGAAAGAAAAGGAAAAAGAGAAGGAAAAAGAGAAGUAAGUGGAUCAGCCCAAAGAGAUAUUUGUCAUAAACCCUGCUGGGAAUUUAUAUUACCACUGGCUGUUCAUCAUCACGUUGCCAGUCAUGUACAACUGGACUAUGAUCAUCGCCAGGGCCUGUUUUGAGGAGCUGCAGCAUGACUACAUCAUUUACUGGGCUAUUCUGGACUACACAUCAGACCUAAUCUACCUUGCUGAUAUGGCCUUCAAGGCCAGAACAGGUUACCUUGAACAAGGCCUCUUGGUGAAAGACAAGAAGCUUCUACAGGACCGUUACAUGAACAGUUUGGAGUUCUGCAUCGAUGUAAUCUCCAUGCUCCCAACUGAUGUCUUCUAUUUCUUUGUGGGACUUGACUAUCCAGAGAUCCGCAUCAACAAGCUUCUUAGAAUUGGUCGCAUGAUGGAAUUCUUCUCAAAGACAGAGACUAAAACCAAUUACCCCAACAUAUUCCGCAUUGCAAACCUAAUCAUGUACAUCCUCAUUAUCAUCCACUGGAAUGCCUGCUUCUACUUCUCCUUCUCCAAGUCUAUUGGUUUUGGCUAUGAUGAAUGGGUGUAUCCAGCUCUUGAUGAUCCAGAAGAACCUGAGUUUGGGGAACCCAUGAGGAAGUAUGCGUUCAGUCUCUACUGGUCCACACUCACCCUGACCACCAUUGGAGAAACCCCACCACCAUCGCUGGACUCAGAGUUUUUCUUCCAUGUUAUGGACUUCUUAGUUGGAGUCUUGAUCUUUGCCACCAUCGUGGGAAACAUUGCCACCAUGAUCUCCAACAUGAAUGCUGCCCAAGCGCAGUUUCAAGCUCGCAUUGACAACAUCAAACAAUACAUGCAGGUGCGAAAGGUCAGCAAGGAACUUGAGCUACGAGUCAUUAAGUGGUUUGAUUAUCUGUGGAAUAAUGGCAAGGCACAAAAUGAACGGGAGGUGCUCAGGUAUCUUCCAGACAAAUUAAAGGCUGAGAUCGCAAUCCAGGUUCACAUGGAGACCUUAAAGAAAGUCCGUAUUUUUGCAGACUGUGAGGCAGGCUUACUCAUUGAGCUCGUGCUCAAACUUCAACCUCAAGUAUUCAGCCCUGGAGACUAUAUCUGCAAGAAGGGUGAUAUUGGUCGUGAGAUGUAUAUCAUCAAAGAUGGAAAACUGGCAGUUGUUGCUGAUGAUGGCGUUACACAGUUUGUUGUACUGGGAAGUGGCAGCUACUUUGGUGAGAUCAGCAUCCUGAACAUCAAAGGCAGCAAAGCAGGCAACCGACGGACAGCCAACAUCCGAAGUAUUGGAUACUCAGAUCUCUUCUGCUUAUCCAAAGAUGACUUAAUGGAGUCACUAAUAGAGUACCCAGAUGCCAAAGGCAUGCUGGAGGACAAAGGCCGACAGAUCCUAAUGAAGGAUGGCCUGAUAGACUUGGACCCAGCCAACAUCAAGCCUGAGGCCAAGGAGCUGGAGGAGAAGAUCAAUCGUUUGUACGGUAUGAUGGAUCUGAUGCAGGUCAAACUAAAAAAGGUUCUGGGAAAUUAUCAGGCAGCUGAUAAGGCUCUCAGAAAGCGCAUCUCUGAUCUGGAGCACCUGACAGGAGAAGAAGUAGAGGAUAAGGAUGAGGAAGAAGAAGGGGUGACAAAGGAUGGCAAAGAAGAGAAAAAAGGUGAUGAAAAAGAGGAGGAAAUUGGUGAUGAGAAAAAGAAAGAGGCAGAGAAAAGUGAGGAGGGAAAGGAAGAGGAAGGAAAAGCUGAGGAGGAAAAGGAAGGGAAAGAGACAGGUGAGGAAGUCAAGGAAGGUAUGGAAAAAGGUGAAGAGGUAAAGGAAGAGAAGGAAAAGGAAUCAGAAGUCACAGAAACAGAGACAAAAUAAACAGCUAGUGUACAAUACAAGAACGUGCUACAGCUAUGAAAAUUGUAUCCCAAGUGGUCAUGGCAACAAGACACUCUCAGCACGCUAAACCG